Molecule: messenger RNA, 2861 nt
Organism: Nycticebus coucang (slow loris)
Lineage: Eukaryota; Metazoa; Chordata; Mammalia; Primates; Lorisidae
Gene: GABPB2
Product: GA binding protein transcription factor subunit beta 2
Exons: 9
Coding region: 1374-2606 (410 amino acids)
Biological process (GO): positive regulation of transcription by RNA polymerase II
Cellular component (GO): nucleus
Molecular function (GO): transcription cis-regulatory region binding; protein binding
Source: RefSeq, a predicted model, not a curated record
GAAACUAAUUCAGCCAAAUAUGUUAUUUAUUUAUCUCACCUAAUUCUACAAAACGACUUGAAACUAAUUUCCAAGUAAUUUUUUGUGUGCCUCUUUGGACAAGUAAGAGGAGGUAAACAGGAAUGAGACAAGAUUCUGACGCCCAAAAAAGGGAAGCCACAAGUGCCAGUGUGGAUGGCACUGGGCCCUUGGACGCGCACGGGACGGGGUCUAUAGAGCAGGGCUCAGAGCGGGGGAGGCUAGACCUCCUACGCCCGAUACGAAGACCCGACUUCUCCGAGUUCUUUAGUCGUGGCAAAUGGUGUGGAGACCAGGAUCAACUGGUAAAUAAAGUGAGUAAUCAGAUUUGUAAACUGCUCACUCCUAGGACCCCCCCCACCGCCCGGCGUGCACUGACAGCUUGGCUCUGGGAUCCCCUGACUGGAAAUACGUGUCCAGCAAGCACCAGAGCCCAAUCCUGUACAAAGCCAGACUGUCCUAAGGACGAGGAAGCAGGGCUGUCCUGUCAGUCUUAAACCUGGUUCCACCAGGAGAAGCAGCCAAGAAGUAGGACACAAACUUCGGGACUGAAGCGUACUCUGAUCUCCCCUCAGCGGUUGGCCGUGUUUUUGGCGCCAAAACAACCUUUGGGGUCCGUCCCCUUCAGGAACUACGAGACGUCAGACACGUCAUCAGUAAUUCUCCGCCUCGUUAAAUAGUCCUGUCUACGAUUGUCCCGGAUACACGUUUUUCCACUCAGAAGUCCUUCGAUAGACAGGAAAUGAGUCUCGGAGGCGCCUCAUCUUUCUGCUCGAAUAGCAGUGUGGGUUUUCUAAUAAUUUUUCCUCUACAGAUUCCUCCGCCAAAAAUACUUGCUGCUCAUUCACUUCCGGGUCCGCCAUUUUGUUACCUCAAUUUCUCCACGAGGGGGGGGUUAAAGGCCCCAAAAAUAUGCAUGUAUGAAAAAGCCCCAAAGUAACUGUCAAUGACAAGGAGUCUUACUAGAAAAGGAAAGGGGACCGAGGGGACCAAGGCGGGCUCGGUGGAGGCACAGCCGGCAGCGUCCCAGAGGAGGAGGUGAGGGGGGAAAAGAGACGCGUGGACCCUGGGGGGCGUCAGGACUGGAACAGAAAGUGCGGUAACAAGUCGCAGCGUUUCCUAGCCCUGCCCUGGAUUUCUGAGUGCAGACCGAGCGACGCCCGCUCACCGGAGCCCGGACAGCUGGGGAGGAGGACGGAGAGAAAGGGAAUGCUCCUGGGAGGAAGAGGAGGGGACUGGAAGAUUGUAGAAGUUUACACUGUUGAAGUUCAUACUCUGUUCCUGGACAUGCAUAGAGAACAUGGACCUGGGUGUCAGUUAUAGAUACCUGAAAACUUUUGUUCCUUUGCACAAAGAUGUCUUUGGUGGACUUGGGAAAAAGGUUGCUAGAAGCAGCAAGGAAAGGCCAAGAUGAUGAAGUGAGAACAUUGAUGGCAAAUGGAGCCCCAUUCACCACAGACUGGCUUGGAACAUCACCCCUUCACCUUGCAGCUCAGUAUGGUCAUUAUUCCACAACAGAAGUGCUCCUUCGAGCAGGCGUUAGCAGAGAUGCCCGGACCAAAGUGGACAGGACGCCCUUGCACAUGGCUGCAGCUGACGGACACGCGCACAUCGUGGAACUUCUUGUUAGGAAUGGUGCAGAUGUGAAUGCCAAGGACAUGCUGAAGAUGACAGCUUUGCAUUGGGCCACAGAGCACCACCAUCGGGAUGUUGUAGAGCUACUUAUCAAAUAUGGAGCUGAUGUCCAUGCUUUCAGCAAAUUUGAUAAAUCUGCUUUUGACAUAGCCCUGGAAAAAAACAAUGCUGAGAUUUUGGUCAUCCUCCAGGAAGCAAUGCAGAACCAGGUGAAUGUGAAUCCUGAGAGGGCAGACCCUGUGACUACUCCUGUGACUGUUACUGCUCCCUUCAUCAUCACAUCUGAAGAGGUUGUUAACUUCACUAACUUUGUUUCCUCAGCCAACACGAAAACAACCUCAGCCAAUUCAGAGGAAAUUAUAGCGGGAAAUUCUGUUGACUCAUCGAUCCCACAAGUGAUGGGGAGUGGAGGCCAGAGGGUCAUCACCAUAGUGACUGAUGGAGUCCCUCUGGGUAAUAUUCAAACUGCAAUUCCUCCUGGAGGGAUUGGCCAGCCAUUCAUUGUAACUAUGCAAGAUGGACAGCAAGUUCUAACUGUGCCUGCUGGUCAGGUUGCAGAGGAGACUAUAAUUGAAGAGGAAGAGGAAGGAAAGUUGCCACUGACAAAGAAACCAAGAACAGAAGACAUGUCAAACAGUGAGGAGGAAAGCAAGGAAGGCAGCGAGAGAGAGCAACUACAGCAGCAACUUCAGGAGGCCAAUCUAAAAGCCCAGGAAUACCGACACCAGCUCCUAAAGAAAGAGCAGGAAGCAGAACUGUACUGUCAUAAGCUGGAGGCCAUGGCCGGACAGCAGCCCAACGGAGCCAAUUCCAGCAUGGUUGGAGAGGUGGCUGAGGUAGAUGCUAUAGUCCCAGAGCAGAAGGUGGAAAAGAGAGAGACAAAAGUGACUGGGUCAGGAGGGGCCGAAGAGCCUCCUCAUACUACAGUUUCCAUAGAAACUGUUUCAUCUUAACAUGCAAGGGCCACAACUCGCAUGUGUUCAUCUUACUCCUCUUUUAAAAAAUAAUACAGAAGACAAACAUUGUAUAAAAUUAAGAAAGUCCUUAAGAAGAAAAUUAUGGCAGGUUACAGUGCUUAGGCUUAGGAAGAUCUUUCUGCACCUGGAAAAUUCAAAGCCAUGUUUAGGGAACACUUCUUCUGAGGGACAAAAGAAUAAGGACCACAUUUCUUAGCCUGUAUCAUUGCUUUAAGCAUAAAUUUAAAAGAA